AUGGAUAAUAAUCGGACAGCAAAACAUGAAACAGAAAAUUUUCUUACCGUUCGAUUACUUAUGCAAGGAAAGGAAGUCGGAAGUAUUAUUGGAAAGCGUGGAGACAACAUCAAAGCCAUUCGAGAAGAGAGUGGUGCACGAAUUAAUAUAAGCGAUGGAACAACUCCUGAACGUAUUGUGACAAUGGUUGGAACAAUUGAAACAUUAACAAAAGCAUUUCGAAUGAUUUGUCAAAAAUUUGAGGAUGAUUUGAAACAGACGUGUGCUACAAUUCCACCAAUAACGUUGAGACUUGUUGUACCAGCUAGUCAAUGUGGAUCAAUUAUUGGAAAAGGAGGAGCUAAAAUAAAAGAAAUCAGAGAGUCAACUGGAGCGUCUGUUCAAGUAGCCAGUGAAAUGCUUCCUUCAUCAACUGAACGAGCUGUCACCAUAUCGGGCAGAUUGGAAUCGAUUGAAAAUUGUUUUCGACAGAUAUGUCAAAUUAUGCUUGAGUCUCCGCCAAAAGGCGAAACAAUUCCAUACCGUCCAAAAAUGAUUUUAUCAACUGUACAUGCCCCAAUUAUAUUUGCCAAUGGACAAGCCUAUCAAGUACAAGGACAAUUUGCUAUACCAUUACCACCAAAUGAAUUAAACGCAUUCGGUCAUCUUGGAGCUACAAUUGGCCCUGGUGUACCUGUACCAACAGUAGGUCCAUUAAUGCCAAAUGGUUUACAAACAAAUCGUUCAAAUAUGCAAACUCAACGAGAAAUAACAAUUGCUAAUGAUUUAAUUGGAUGUAUUAUUGGACGGGGUGGACAAAAAAUAAGUGAAAUAAGACAAGCAUCUGGAGCUAAUAUCAAAAUAGCCGAUUUAGAAGAAGGUAGUCAAGACAGACAUGUGACAAUAUCAGGAACACCUGAACAAAUUCAAUUGGCAGAAUUUUUAAUACAUUCAAGAAUUGCAUCUGAAAUUGGUGGUAUAUUAAUAACUCAUUAA
Didymodactylos carnosus is the source of this 975-nucleotide messenger RNA. The record is from the annotation of a GenBank genome assembly. NCBI's taxonomy places the organism in Eukaryota, Metazoa, Rotifera, Eurotatoria, Philodinida, Philodinidae.